AUGAUUCCACCACUCGAAUGGCAAUUGAUCCAACGUGAGGAUCCAGAAAUUGGACGAGUAAUCGAGAUCUUGACUCGCCAAACUACUGGAACUGGCAACGUGAAUGAUGGGAACACUAUGGUUAACCGGUUGUUGAAAGAAAAACACCGCCUUGUGUUCAAGGAUGAAAUUUUGUUUCGGGAACGCCUGGUAGAUGGUGCAAAACUAAAACAACUUGUGGUCCCUCGUGCUAUGCGAAAGCGUAUUCUCUGUGGGUUACACGAUGACGUCGGACAUCUUGGCAGAGAUAAAACCAUUGACCUGGUCUGCCAACGUUUCUACUGGCCCGGGAUGACAGCGGACAUUGAAGUCCACAUUCGUGACUGUCACCGUUGCCUCUUGCGGAAAGCUGCUGACCCUCCACGUGCUCCUCUGGUGCCAAUCUUGGCGUCAGAACCUAUGGAACUCCUAGCUAUCGAUUUUCUGAGUAUUGAAAUGGGGAAGGGAGGAUAUGAAGAUGUGUUGGUCGUGACGGACAGCUUCACAAAAUAUGCUUGGGCCUUUCCGACUAGGAACCAAAAGGCCACAACUGUCGCCAAG
Messenger RNA from Paramuricea clavata, 579 nucleotides. The record is from the annotation of a GenBank genome assembly. Lineage: Eukaryota; Metazoa; Cnidaria; Anthozoa; Malacalcyonacea; Plexauridae.